AUGCAUACAGCGAUUACUGGCAACAACAUAGCCCCACUCCUAUCAUCAGAUUCAGAGAUUGUAGUCCCUAACAAAUACAUUGUUGUUUUCAAGAAAGAUGUCGAUGAUCCUUCUAAGCACUAUGCCUGGCUACAGAGCAUUCAACCCAACAGUGAGGAUCGCAUAGAGCUUCGAAAGCGCUCUGGCGACGUCUUCACUGGUCUCAAUCAUACAUAUGAGAUGUCUAGCUUAUGGGAUACUCUGAUUGACUACAUCGAACGCGACUCUGAAGACUAUCUCGACGCAAACGAUCCUGAGAUCCACAACCUUGUAAGCGACGUGCCUAUAGUUCAGAGGAAUGCUUUCUGGGGCCUUGCUCGUAUCUCUCAGCGUAAAUCUCUAAAGAAUAAAACAUUCAAAGACCAUCUAUAUGCCGCUGACGGAAGUGCAGGUGUUAACGUCUGUGUCAUAGACUCCGGCACCAACAUUGAGCACGUUAACUUCGAGGGUCGGGCAACAUGGCUCAAGACAGUCUUGGAGAAUGCGCCUGAUAAAGAUACUGGUGGCCAUGGCAUGUACUGCUCUGAUGCUCUUAUUGGCAAGAGGCAUGGUAUUGCUACGAAGGCAAAUUUCUAUUCCCUCAAGGCCUUUGGCGGCGGAUUCGCAACCUACAAUUCUGAUAUUGUCAAAGCUAUUCAAUACGCGGGAAAGGGUUUCAGAGGCAGCGUUGUCAAUAUGAGAUUAUCAUCCUCGGGCUACUCUGUCGGGGAGAACCAAGCUAUCGAUGCUGCUAUACGUAGUGGCCUUCACUUUGCCGUCGCUGCUGGCAACCAGAACACGGAUGCAUGUACAAGAUCUCCCGCCGCUUGUGACAACGUAGUUACCGUUGUUUCAUCGAAUCUACAAGAGCGGCGCGUUUCUAGCUCUAACUAUGGCAAAUGUGUCGACGUCCUACGCCGCAGAGUCAAUAAGAGAUACUGCCUCUACUACCCAACUACUGUUGGUGCCCUUUCAGGCCUCCCCAACGAAACAAAAAAUAUCUUGCUGUGGAACGGAGGUGGCUCUUCUAACUUCACUGAAAUUAUUGGGCAUGGUGGCUACAUAGUUAAGAAACCCGGCAAUGUGGGUGGAUCUAGGUCCAGGAGCACUGUUCUCUCUGUUUAG
Bipolaris sorokiniana ND90Pr is the source of this 1143-nucleotide messenger RNA. RefSeq lists its product as uncharacterized. The transcript has 4 exons. Gene Ontology annotation, biological process: proteolysis. The coding region runs from base 1 to 1143 and encodes 380 amino acids. The record is from RefSeq and is a predicted model, not a curated record. NCBI's taxonomy places the organism in Eukaryota, Fungi, Ascomycota, Dothideomycetes, Pleosporales, Pleosporaceae. Gene Ontology annotation, molecular function: serine-type endopeptidase activity.